Molecule: messenger RNA, 2729 nt
Organism: Rhea pennata
Lineage: Eukaryota; Metazoa; Chordata; Aves; Rheiformes; Rheidae
Gene: GTF3C2
Product: general transcription factor IIIC subunit 2
Exons: 18
Coding region: 1-2637 (878 amino acids)
Biological process (GO): transcription by RNA polymerase III
Cellular component (GO): transcription factor TFIIIC complex
Molecular function (GO): protein binding
Source: RefSeq, a predicted model, not a curated record
AUGCGGGAAACUCGACUGCAUAAUUUGUGGCAGUGGGGGACUGCGUUCGCGCUCUCCCCUGCUUUUAUGGUGCAAAAGCAGAACCCAGCGGAGCUGUCGCCGCCGGCAGACCCGGGCGCUCCGGCCCCUUCCGAAGAGGGAGCAGCAGCCGCGGCGGCCCCGGCCCCCCCCGCCGCGCGGAAGCCGCAGUCGCGCAGGAGCCGUCGCGCCGCCGGCAGCCCGGGCCCCGCGGAGCCGGCGGGUCGCGGGGAGCCCUCGGGGGUCGCGGACAACGGGCCCGCGCCGCUCCCGAAGGGCCCCGGGAAGCGCGGGCGGAAGCCCAAGGCGGAGAUGCUGCUGCUGAAGCUGUCCCAGGGCCUGGAGGUCCCCGCGCCGGAGCCCGUCUGCGUGCAGAAGAAGCUGGGGAGCAGCGAGGCCCCGGAGGACCCGGACCCCGCCCCGGGCGGGCGCCCCAAACGACGGGCAGCCAGAGUGGCUUUGCUGUACCUGCAGGAGCUGGCAGAGGAGCUGACAUCUGUGUGCCAGCUCCCAGCGUCCACAGAGGACACCCAGGAGCCAGAGCUCGAGCAUGCCCAGAAGAAGCGUCGUAGCCAGAGGAAAAAGGAGGAGGAAACAGAUGGUGAUGACCCUGUGCGAGAUGCUGACUUUGUGCCCUCAGAGGAGGUGUUGCUGCAGGCAGAGGAGGAGGAGGGGAGCGACGCGCCGCUCAGCGAGGUCUCGGAGUCAGAGCCAGAGGCUGUCCGAGGGCACGGUGCAAAGACGUCAUCUGCAGGGAGAUCCAAGCCUCAGUGCCGAGGCCUCGCUCCCAACGGCUUCCACAACUCCAUCAUGGCCCCAGUGGAGAAGUGCUCCAGCCUCACCUGCAGCGUGCGGGAUCGGAAUUACUCACAGUGGGAGUUUCCUGACUGGAUCCCUUUGGUGCACAAGUGGACAUGUCUCUCUGAAAGUGAAGCUGCCCCAUACCUGCCAGCGGAGGAGAGAUCUCCCCUUUUCUUAAUUCAGCGGGAAGGCAUUGAAGAAGAUGGUGCCUUGCAGAGAAUAAACAGGUUUAACUCCCUGCAGCCCCAUGAGGAGCGCCUGGACGUGUCCUUCUUCGUGGGCGGCCCUGUGUGGGCGAUGGAGUGGUGCCCGUCCCCGGAGGGCUCGGCGGCCUCUCAGUACGUGGCUCUCUACUCCCACAAGAGCAUGGACGAGACGCACAGCGUGGCUGGGCUGCACGGCGGCCCCGCGCUUCUGCAGCUCUGGAGCCUGGGCACGCUGCAGCAGGAGGAGGGCUCCGCCAACAAAGUUGGGCUGGCCUAUGGUGUCGCUGCUGACCAUGGCUGCGUCUGGGAUAUGAAGUUCUGCCCGAGUGGUGCCUGGGAGCCGCCCACCACCUCCAGGAAGCAUCCUCAGAUGAGCCGUCUGGGCCUCUUGGCCGUGGCCUUCUCGGACGGCAAGGUGGUGCUGUACUCCCUCCCGCACCCCGAGGCCCUGCAGACCUGUAAGAGAACCCAGGUAAAAGAUGGGUUCCUCCACAAGCACCUUAUCUGCAAGGUACAGUGUAUUGCCACCCUCCGGGUGGGCUCUAUCCAGGCAGGGAAUGCGUCUGAGUGUGGGCAGUGCUUCAGCCUCUCCUGGAUGCCAUCCAAGCCCCAUCAUCACCUCGCAGCUGGUUUCUAUGAUGGCACUGUGGCCAUCUGGAACCUGCCCACCAAGUCCCUGCUGCAGCGAGUGUGCCAGCCUGAUGGCUCCCUCAAGCUCUACCCCUUCCGGUGCUUCCUGGCCCACGACCACGCUGUCCGGAGCAUCGAGUGGUGCAAGGCCAACAGCAACUUCCUGGUCACAGCGGGGAACGAUCGGAAGAUUAAGUUCUGGGACCUGCGUCGGCUCUACGAGCCCAUCAACAGCAUUAAGCGGUUCCUCAGCACCGAGGUGGCCUGGCUGCUGCCUCACAACGGGGUCACGGUGGCUCAGGACAACUGCUAUGCCUCUUAUGGUCUCUGUGGGAUCCACUAUAUUGAUGCUGGGUACCUAGGCUUCAAGGCUUAUUUUGUGGCCCCUCGCAAGGGGACUGUGUGGAGCAUCUCUGGCUCAGAUUGGCUGAACACGGUGGCUGCUGGAGACAUCACCGGGGAGCUGGUGGCUGCGGUGCUGCCUGACCUGGCUGUCAACCCGCUCAACAUCAAGCGUCCCUCAGAGCGCAGAUUCCCAGUCUACAAAGCUGAUCUGCUGCCCUGCGGCCCUGCGGGACCUGAGGGCGGCGAGCAAGCCCUGCCAAAGACCAGGCUCUACAGCGAGAUGGUGACUAAGACCUACAUCCGCUUCCGGGACACGGACCUGCGCAGCUUCAAGAACUUCCCAAGCCGGGAGCCCAUGCGCAGGAUGCACACACAGGAGGUGAAGGCAGAGCUGAGUCUCGACCGCCUGCAGCUGGAGUCCUUGCACAAGGUGCGCUUCAGCCCCAACCUGGACUCGCAUGGCUGGCUCGUGUCGGGAGGGCAGGCUGGCAUCGUGCGGGCACACUGCCUGGCGGGGCUGGCAUCUGGCGUGGGCCACCAGCUGCUCCUGGAGAGCCGUGCCCGCUUCAGCUCCCUGUACAGGGACCCACCGGUCAGCCCCAGCCCCACGGAGCACUCCUCGCUGCCAGACGAGUAGCACAGCGUGAUCCCUCGUGCUGCCUGCGGUGCGCGCUCACCCCGCGUGGGAGCCCAGGCCAGGCGGGCAGCCUGCGCUGGCAGGGCCCCAGG